Messenger RNA from Branchiostoma floridae (Florida lancelet), 4025 nucleotides. RefSeq names its product proton-associated sugar transporter A-like. Gene Ontology annotation, cellular component: membrane. The coding region runs from base 261 to 2459 and encodes 732 amino acids. The transcript is spliced from 6 exons. Gene Ontology annotation, biological process: transmembrane transport. The record is from RefSeq and is a predicted model, not a curated record. Lineage: Eukaryota; Metazoa; Chordata; Leptocardii; Amphioxiformes; Branchiostomatidae. Gene Ontology annotation, molecular function: sucrose:proton symporter activity.
CAAUUUCUGUUGUCCCUCACAGCUGACAGGUAUACGUAGCUCGCCUGGGGGAUCCGAACCAGUGAGCGCUGGUUCCAGUCGUUUGUCAUCACCUGUCUGAAACACUCCCUACACCCCUGGGGUCCACAGUUAAUCGCUUUUUAAUACGGACAUUUCUCCAUUUCCGUGAUGAGCUGAAAGAGUCGUUGACAAUUCUUCCUAAGUAAAACACAAGGCGACAUCGUGACCCGUGAUAGGAUGGUGAAAGGAACUUGUCGAAGAUGUCUUUGGACGAAACCACUCCUCUUAUUCCUGCCUCGGUCGCGCGGCGGCAGCCCCGGCCACAGAAACACUUCAGCACAAAGACCAUCGGCCACAAAACCAACCUUGGCUUCAAACCUGGCGUGAGGACUAAAAAGCCACGUCACGUCUUUUCGUACCGCCUACCACCCCCGCCGCCCCCCACUCCAGUCGCAUUUACCCUACCAUCAGAGGAAGGGGACGAACCUCCCAAACGGUCGCUAUGGCAACUGUUGGCCAAUGGCGGCAUCAUGUUUGGCGUUGAAUUCUGCUAUGCGUUGGAGAUGGCGUUAGUGACACCCAUCCUACUUCACCUUGGGGUACCCGAGGAAUAUUAUACGUUUAUCUGGUUCAUAAGCCCAGUUCUCGGGUUCCUUGUGCAGCCCAUACUAGGCUCCUGGAGUGACCGCUGCACAGCACGCUGGGGGCGCCGCCGUCCGUUCAUACUGGCGCUGUCGGUCGGGAUUCUGGUCGGCCUAGCCCUGAUGAUGAACGGAGAAGACAUAGCAAACGCGACCUUUAGCAACAGUCGGGCUGCAACAUACGGAGCCAUCGUGCUGACGAUUGUCGGGAACGUCAUGUUGGACUUCUGCGCAGACUCCAGCGACAGUCCGUCCCGAGCGUAUCUCCUGGAUUCCUGCUGUCAAGACGACCAGGACAGAGGUUUAAGUCUGCAUGCCCUCAUGGGAGGCCUUGGAGGAGGAGUAGGCUAUGUGAUAGGAGGGGUGGACUGGGACCAGACCAUUCUGGCUACGUGGGUGGGGUCCAACCUGCGUGUUGUUUUCACCUUUGCUGCUGCCUCAUUCGUGUUGUCUGCCGUUGUGACACUGUUCAGUAUCAAGGAAAUUCCUCUGGAAAAACAAGACAAAACUGACAGUUCACCUGGACAUGUUGACCAUCGUCUAGCCUCGGUCGUGACUGACGUGUCAUCCAUCCGUUCCCUCAAUCCCACAACCCCUCCAACCACCCCUGUGUUCAACUAUGGUGCAGUCCAUUCAAAUUCAAUAAACUGUGAUCAAUCACCAGAUCUAGAAGAUCAUCAAACCACUAAUGAUGGGAACACCUCAGCCAACUCCGAAGAUGAUACUGUGGCAGAUCUGAAGCAGUUUCAGACAAAAUCGCGUAAACAGCAAAAGAAUAUAGUAACAAGCACGUACCGGCCGUUGCGAAGAUCUAAAUCCAUGCCGGGUGACGAAAUAGCAAACGUGGCAAAGUACGUCGAAGAGGAGAAAUACUUUACAGACGGCUACAUAAGUGAGGAUGAAAUUCCAGAAAGCUCCCGCGAAGGAGAGCAGGCAAAUAGUCUGGCUAACUUAGAUCUGAAGGAGAAUGACGAUCGUCCCCGUAGUGUUAGCUUCAGUGAGGAGAUUGCUACCUUAUCACUAGGUAAUGGUGCAGCACAUGCAGGUAGCAGAGAGAGUUUUGACUCAGAUGGUGAUGAAACCGAUGAGGAACUGACAGUGAGAAUGCUGUACAUGGCCAUCAUCAAGAUGCCCAACGUGUUGAAGAGACUGUGCUUCUGUCACUUCCUAGGAUGGCUGGCUAUGGAAGCCAUCUUGAUGUUCUUCACAGACUUUGUGGGACAGACCGUUUUCCAUGGCACUCCCACUGCAGAUCUCGGGACGUCCCCUUAUGACAACUACAACAGUGGUGUAAAGAUGGGGUGUUGGGGACUGUGUAUCUAUGCCUUCUCCUCUGCCAUCUACUCAGCACUUCUAGAUCCACUGCUGGAUGCAGUCUCUGUUCACUCAGCAUACUUCUUCGGAUACCUCGUGUUCUCCAUUGCUGCAGCAUUGUGUGUGAUGUUUCCAAACACCUAUGUCGUUCUGAGCAUGUGUGUUGCAUUUGGUAUCUUGUUUGCCACCAUCUGUACUCUACCGUACACCGUACUAUCAGAAUUUCACCAGAACGCAGAGUUUAUACAGGACAGCCCAGGGAACAGCAAGCGUGGGUUCGGCCUGGACACCUCACUGCUCAGCUGUCAGAUAUUCCUGGCACAGAUCGUGAACGCUGCCUGCCUCGGACCACUCAUCUCAGUCACUGGCACUGUCAACGCUGUCCUGUUGUUCUGCUCAGCCGUUGGAUUCGUCGGCUGUUUCUGGAACGCGAUGUUUGUUGUGUAUGAGUUGCCAGGGAAGGACGAGAACAUUGAAGAGAAGAUGCAACAAGUGGUCUUCUGAUUAAGUCACGUUUGAUAAAAAACAAAAAAACAUGGCCUCCUAGAAACAUGUGACGGCACAUUUGGGACUGUUGACAAUCAUUUUUUGUCACAUGGCAAUUGCAUUUUGUGUGGUCAUCACAAAUGAUGUGGGCCAUAACAAUUCCAUGAAUCUGUUCAAAUAUAAACCUGUAAUUCAUGCGCAACACUGAUAUGUACAAAGUUAUAAAUUUUAUCCAGGAAUCUACGCUGUACAAAUCCUGUGAACUUUCAUGAUGCCAUAUAUAGUAUAUUCUGGGAAUUAAGAUUCCCAACAACUUGACAAGAGUAUAGGAACCUUUUAUACAUCUAGUAGUUACUGUACGAGUCAUGAGCUCAGUUCUGACAUUAAGUUGUUAACAGUAUGCAUAGGACUUUUAGAUGCAACAAGAUGCUUUUUGGUGCAAUUUUAAUCAUGAGUCACUGAUCCAGGGGUUUGUGAUAUUGUCACAUUCAAUAACAAACACAUAUGGUUAUGCAGAUUAUAUCAAAUGUGCAAUAGUACUUGAAUGUAUUAAGUCGGAAAUGUUGUAUUAUGAUAAAUCAAGUUAGCUAUUGUAUGAUAGUUCCUGUACAGUUCAGGAAUGAGUAUAUGUAAAUCAAGGUGGAAGUUAUGGUGAUUGAUGAAACUUUUCACCUUCAUGUAAAAAUCUGCACAUGAAAUUUAUUACUUCACCAUAAGUUAAAACUGCCAAAUAAGAUUUUUCUGUGAGGAGGUUGAUAGAAGAUAUGGGGGUCAUGCAAAAAUUCCAACAUUAAAUAAUAGCAUUAAAGUUAUAUUUAUGAAAGUUUGUUAUAACUCUUCUUUUUUCACAUCUAAUUGUUGCCAACUGUUAAGAUCAUUACUUUCCUAUAACAAUUCAAAAUUGGACUCAGAUUUAGUAUUGGAAUGACCAUUUUCCAUCACUUUUACUAAGUGUACUCUUCAUUGGUCCAAUUGGGGACCAAUAGCAAAGACCUUUCAAAUUCCACUCUUAAUUAAACCUACAAGUUACUACAACAGAACAUUUUUAACACUUCACAUUUGGGCAACACUUUGACUACAUACACCAGGUCCAAAUCACUAGAUUUAUGUAUCAUAAUGUCCGUAAUAGAGACCAAAGAAACAUGACAGACACAAAUGGUAUCUUUAAUGAAUCAGCCACAGAAAUGUCAUUGCAGCACUGCAAACUUCACCAAAGCACUUCACCUUAAACAGUCUCAGACUGAACGUUCAUUUAAAGUUCUUCCUACAAAAUCCCAUACCCAGAUAUUCUGUUGCUUUUAGCUAUACAAGUCACAGUUUCUUCACACAAGUCUACAAGAACAGAUAAUAACUUUGCAUUCUCUUAAUACUAUGGCCUUAACAUAUAUCUAUGUUGGCCUAAAUUAUCUGCAAGCAAUGUCUUCAUCGGAUGAAAUUAACGUCACUAGUUACACAAUUCUUUUAUGUCAUUAGGUGGCUGUUGUCCAUGUGCUGCACGUAAGACAGUUGUGACCUAUUCCUUGCUGGCCAUGUACUGGAUGAGGUCGACAACACGGAAGCUGUAGCCGUAUUCAUUGUCAUACC